ACGAUAGUGAACACACGCGCUCACCUGUUUUACCUGCUUCCGACGGUAUCGAAACAAGUGACUCGCGUGUUCUUUUCUGCGCCUAGCCUACUCAGACUAAGUUUGGAAAUCUAGUGUUCUGUGCGCUGUGUUCAAAUCGUGGGGAAUACGCCUGAUAUCCUCGUACUUUCCUGAAGGAUGUGACAUAAUUUUUUCCUGGAUUACAAUAACAGUGUGCUUGCAUUCUGUUGAAAUCCAAAAAAAAUUUAAUUGAACUUUUAUUUUGUUUACUCUCCAAACAUAGAUUUCCCAAUAGGACUCGUAAACAAUUUUGUGCUGUGGCAAUUGAACUGAUAUGUCAAUAAUUAAGUAGUGAUAACAGUUAAGUGGUGUGAAGGGAUUAAGUUCGAGAUGGCUUCCGAUGAAGACUGCAACAAUGCCUUUUCCUAUCCCAUCUUGGAGGACACGACGUCAUCUCCAGUGCCGAGCAACCACUACGCCACUUGCCUCUCCCCUUCGAAUACUCCCUCGCCCUUGCUGCCACCGCAGUACCGGUACGAGUACCAGGAGGAAAUGCUGCCAGCCUCUCAGGUGUUACCUCAGGUGUUGCAGAAAACCCAGCAGGAGAUCUGGUCAAUGGCCGAACCGGUAUAUGACUAUAGACCAUAUGACGGGAACAGAUUUAGUGCGAAUGACUACCUUCGGCAAAGUUACUCAGAAACUAUACCAGUGUACGCUCACCAGAGGACUAGUUUUGUGCCAAAAAUAGGCGGACAGGGACAGAAAGUGACGAAGGAAGCAAGGAUACGACGGCCAAUGAACGCCUUCAUGGUGUGGGCAAAAGUGGAAAGGAAAAAGUUAGCUGACGAAAAUCCUGAUCUCCAUAAUGCUGAUCUGAGUAAAAUGCUAGGUGAGUUCGACUCUUUGAUUACUUUCUAUAAUGGAUUCUUUAAUAUGUAA
Molecule: messenger RNA, 939 nt
Organism: Leptinotarsa decemlineata (Colorado potato beetle)
Lineage: Eukaryota; Metazoa; Arthropoda; Insecta; Coleoptera; Chrysomelidae
Gene: Sox15
Product: Sox box protein 15
Biological process (GO): positive regulation of transcription by RNA polymerase II; cell differentiation
Cellular component (GO): nucleus
Molecular function (GO): RNA polymerase II cis-regulatory region sequence-specific DNA binding; DNA-binding transcription activator activity, RNA polymerase II-specific
Source: RefSeq, a predicted model, not a curated record